AGGUCCGUGCGUUCAAAGAUCUCCCUAAAGCGGUUGGGGUUGGUGGAGAGGCAGAGAACUACAACUCCCAGAAGCCUCUGCGCCUCCCCACCAUCCUCAGGCCAGUUUCCGGCUGGGCUGGAAGUGCCGCCGUGCUCUUUGCGAAAGGGAGGCGGCUGCAGAUUACGAGGUCGCGUGGUGGAAGAAGGGUUCCCCUUGGAGUGCGGGCUUGAGUGGAUGCUUCCGAGCGUGAUCCUCCGAGCACCAUGCGGGAGGGAUUGCUGGGCUGGCCCGGAGCAGCUGCGAGGCCUGUCGGACACGCCUUGGUAAGGUCGAGCUGGAGAGAAACAGGAGGGCGCUAUGGAUUUGGUGGCAGGGAUGGAAGUUGGGGCUGAAAUAGAAGUGACCGAAGAUGGGUCUCUGGAUGAAUUGCCUCUGCACUUGGAAAAUGCCAAGAACUAUCUCUCUUGGGAAGCCCUGGACAUCUCCAGCAGUGACGACGACGGGGAGGCCUAUCUGACUUUCUACUUGCCCGUUCAGCGCCCACCCCGGCCUGCACAGCGUCUUCCAGCUCAGCGACUGCCAGCCUCUCCCUCUGCCAUCAAGUCGCCCGCUUGCGCGAAAUGGAUGCCUCCUCUGUACCCCUGCCCAUUGCGCCCAAGUCUUCCCAACACACCUGGAAUUCCAGCGUCCGGCGCUCAUCAGUGCCAGAAAUGCCUGCAGGUCUUCAUGGAGGAGUGGCACUACGCCCAGCACCUAAAGGACCAUGCUCAAGAGGAGGCGCAGAUGCCCGCGCCUCCCCUCCGACCCCGCUCCCCGCCCCGCAAGCUGCGCUGCUUGGAGUGCGGCAAGCGGUUCCUGCACCCAGAACACUUUGCCCGGCACACCAAGUGGCACCUGAAGCUGGUGCGCAAGGGCAUCAAGGUCUGCCACAGGAAAGGAAGCAGGCGCGCCUUCACCUCCUCGUCCUCCUCCUCCCAGCUCUCUUACGUUUACAAGCCUCUCAGGGCUGCCGAAAAGCAGCUAAGAGAGAAAGACAAAUCUGGCCUUCUGGUUACGCAGGAGAGUCCGAGGCAGACAAAGAGCCUCCAGGCGCCCCGACUCCAGAAGGCAAGCAAGCGGAAAGUUGCCAAGCACCAGAAAAGGCUGCCUGCUGCUGGGGCUUCGCAAGAGGAGAGCCUGCUCAGCCCCGCCCAUCCUGGCAAUUCCGUGGCCAUCCUGGACGGAGAUGUUGGCGUGACGCUGCUGCAGCCUUGGCAGAAGCAGGAGGCUAUCUUGGAAGGCCAGGUGGCAGGGGGCCUGUUCCAGCCGGCGGUCAUGAACGCUGACAACCAGAUCAUUUUCCUGGAUGGCGACGAGGCAGAGGCUGGGCCGGUCGCUACAGCACAUUAUGCCGAGGUGCAAGCUGCUAUAUUUGAUGGCCAGGGCAACGUGAGCGCCAUCAAGCCUUUUUUCUUUAGGGCCGAGGAGCAGGCAGCCAUCCUGGACACUCAAGUCAGCCUGAGCUCCCUGCAGCUCAGCGGAGUGAAGGACCAGGCUGCCGUCGCAUCUGGUUGGGUCUCCCAGAAUCCUUGUGCCUUUGUCAGGACGGUGUUGUUCCAGGCUGAGGAUCAGGCGGCUGUCGUGGAAGGCCAAGUGGAGUCCGGUCCCCUUCAACAGGUGAUCAUUAAGACAUCGGAAGUCCCACCCAUGCUGUACCUGGACCCAGACCCUCACCCUCACCUUUCUUCUCUGGAUUGGGCAACCCUUCACUUACUUCCUUUGCACCAAGAGCCUCAAUUUAUAACUGUCCCAUAUGGGAACUCUUUGACCUUGGACCCAGUGGGUGACGGGGACAGGAUUUCAGAGCCUCAGAUCGCAACCAUGCAGCUCUCAGAUUACCUGCCAAAUCUGUGUCAACAAAACAAACAGCCAUCUCCCACAGUGACCACUAGCCUUUCCCCCAAGGGUCCCUUGGUUGUCCGCCUGGCACCAAGUAUGCCUGGGGACCAUCCUGAGGUCUUAGACCUAGAGUAUGAUACAGGGGGUGGCAUUCCAGUGGCCUCUGAGCCGUGGGAGGCUAACACAAGGACCGGGCAGGAAGCCUACACCACCGAGGUGGCGGCAGAGGAUAACUUCAUUGUCAUGGAGGUAGAUCCUGACUCGGCGGGUCAAAGGUUGGCAGCGGGCCAGCCCUGCAGCAAUUCAGGCAGACAGACCUUCCAGAGAAUACGAAAGCCAACUAGGAAGAAAAAGACCACUUGGCGCUUCAGGUGCCCAGACUGCGGGGUGCGCUACAGUCGGAUGUCCCAACUCCGCUCCCACCAGAAAUGGCCAAAGCGGCGAGGGCGGGGCUUCCUGUGCGAAUGCGGGACUUCCUUCCGCGGCCUGCUUCACCUCCUCAGGCACCAGCUCCAGCACCUGGAGAAAGCUCUCUUUAUCUGUGCGGCCUGUGGGAAGUCCCUCAAGGGGCACAUGGGCCUAGCAAGGCACGGCUCCUGCUACCCUCGCCUGGCCCAUUUCAGCUGCCCUUGUGGAGCCAGCUUCCGGCGCUUGUCCCGGUACCUCUGGCAUCACGUGAGGAACCAGCGCCCCGGCCUUCGGGUUUACACACUGUCGGGCUUCCUCCCCUCAGGCUGAGCCAGACAGCCUUGCUCACAACCCUGGGGCAAUGAACAUCUGGAGAUGCUUUCCGGGAGCUCUGGCUCAGAGAGAUCACCAGCCUUGUAUCCAAAGGCCCCUUGCUGGUUUGCCUGGUGUGUCUGGGGACUAUCCCAAUGGUCUUAGAGCUGCAGGAUGGCUUGGAAGUUAGUACGUUCAUGGGGGGGUAAGGCCAUUUCCUUCUGGGGGAGCCUUUUCCAACACAGUUUACUGGUUGUAAAGCUUAACUGAUUUCUGUUGGGAUGUUUGGUUUUAUCCCCCCACCCAGUGUUAUUUUGACAAUGGCAAUUAAAACAGCGAAAAACCCCACAAAAA
This is a messenger RNA of Rhineura floridana, 2934 nucleotides long. RefSeq lists its product as uncharacterized. The transcript has 3 exons. Gene Ontology annotation, biological process: regulation of transcription by RNA polymerase II. NCBI's taxonomy places the organism in Eukaryota, Metazoa, Chordata, Lepidosauria, Squamata, Rhineuridae. Gene Ontology annotation, molecular function: RNA polymerase II cis-regulatory region sequence-specific DNA binding; DNA-binding transcription factor activity. The coding region runs from base 340 to 2598 and encodes 752 amino acids. The record is from RefSeq and is a predicted model, not a curated record.